Messenger RNA from Sinocyclocheilus grahami, 1687 nucleotides. RefSeq names its product GTP cyclohydrolase 1-like. Gene Ontology annotation, biological process: tetrahydrobiopterin biosynthetic process; tetrahydrofolate biosynthetic process. NCBI's taxonomy places the organism in Eukaryota, Metazoa, Chordata, Actinopteri, Cypriniformes, Cyprinidae. Gene Ontology annotation, cellular component: cytoplasm. The transcript has 6 exons. The record is from RefSeq and is a predicted model, not a curated record. Bases 131 to 886 code for a protein of 251 amino acids. Gene Ontology annotation, molecular function: GTP cyclohydrolase I activity; zinc ion binding; GTP binding.
GUUUGACAAGAGUAUAAUAGCCGUUGAACUACACUGAAGUUUGUCCGUUACACCUUAAACUGUGUUCAAAAAACACACAGUAGCACUAAAACCGACUUUGAGGAACCCAAGCUGUCACUUUCAGGCAAUCAUGGAGCGCUCCAAACAGAAACAAAUGAAUCAAAAUGAAAAUGAAGCAGACUCCGCGAUUAAUGGAAAGUUUGACGGACGGGUGAAGAUUCCCGGAUGGAGCGCCGGUGGUGCCGCCGGGACCCCGAGCACCGCGCCGUCCUCCAGCGUGAUGGAGAGCUGGCGGGAAGAACGCACUCGCAGUCUGGAAGACAAUGAAAUGAGCCUGCCGAGCAUCGCCGCGGCUUACACCACUAUUCUCCGGGGGCUCGGGGAAGAUCCGCAGCGGCAGGGGCUCCUCAAAACUCCGUGGAGAGCCGCCACCGCCAUGCAGUUCUUCACCAAGGGUUAUCAGGAAAAAAUCAUCGAUGUCCUGAAUGACGCAAUCUUUGAUGAAGACCAUGAUGAGAUGGUGAUCGUGAAGGAUAUUGACAUGUUUUCCAUGUGUGAACACCAUUUAGUUCCCAUUUUUGGGCGGGUGCAUAUAGGUUACCUUCCAAACAAGAGGGUUCUUGGUCUGAGUAAAUUAGCAAGGAUUGUUGAGAUAUACAGCAGGAGAUUGCAAGUUCAAGAGCGUCUAACCAAACAGAUUGCAGUCGCCAUCACUGAAGCUUUACAGCCUGCUGGUGUCGGGGUGGUCAUUGAAGCAACUCACAUGUGUAUGGUUAUGCGAGGCGUCCAGAAGAUGAACAGCAAGACUGUGACCAGCACCAUGCUGGGUGUUUUCCGCGAGGACCCCAAGACACGAGACGAGUUCCUGACCCUGAUCCGGAGCUGAGAGAGUCCCUGUUCGCUCUCCACUGCCAAAACUCUCUGACCAGCCCUCUUCUCAAACGCCUCCCUGGAUCGAAGGAGUCUUCUCUGGUUCUGCCUCCGGACGAGGCACUGCUGCUGUGUAACAUAGUGUCCCACCCGCCUCUGGGAUGGUUACAUCGGUAACACCGUCUCUUCUGUAUCACGUGUGUGUGUGUGUGUGUGUUGUGCACGUUUAGUCAGUAGAGCUGUGGGAGCCUCUAUUGACGGGACUGUGGCUAUUACUGUUACAUGGAAGCAUUGUGUUUUAAAGGACGUCCUAGAUUAGCACAAUUUGACCUCACUAAACUGACAAGCACCAAAACCCACCGCAAUUUGUUUACAUCUCUUUCCGGUUGGGUCACAUUUGUGCUCUAUUAAACGCAAUUGAGCUGCCUGAGAUGCACAAACCAAGCAGUUUUAUUUUCACGCUUCUGAACAGGGAGGUAAGGUGUCAUUCUGAGUAUUCAGUUUUACUGUUUUAACGACAUAAAAGUACUGGCGAGGUACUGAAUGACCACUAAAUGAUUUCCAAUAUUUAUACACCUUGAUAUUUACAAGGCACUUCAAAGAUGAUCAUGGUAGUAUAAUGGUACAUGUCCAAAAAGAGCAUAGUAUUACAAAGCACCACUUUUUAUAAGUGAAUACAUCCAGACCAGUUUUGUUGUUGUGUUGAACAUGUAUUAUGGCUGUGCUGUCUUAAAAUGUAAUAUUUAAUAUAAUGUGUCCUGUGCAUCCGUCAAUAAUUGUGCCCAGACCCAAAAUAUCAUCUGCUCAAAAGGAUAGU